AGAAUAAUCUUAGCUAUGCAAUGAGAUGUCUUGGUUGUUUCAAACAAAAAUCUCUAAAUCACACUUUUAUGUGUGGUAUCUCGGCUCAAAAGAAGCAGACGGUGUUCGAGGAUCAGCGGUAGUGCUGCCAAUCAUGCGUCAAUUACUAAAGGAUAGUUUCAAGAAAACUCCCAGCAAAGCAACUGUACAGAUCUCAGCGAAAGGUCUCAAACUGAUUCAAUCAGUUCCGGCAAUGUCCCGAAGUGGGAAAAUAAAAACACAGUUGGCAAAGUUUCAAAUCGCAGCUAGCUGUAUCACAUAUAGCAUGACGGGCAAGGCGCCAUUCGACGAUGUGGUCGGUGUCGUAAUGUUGGUACUAAAUCCAGAAAUGAACUCACCAAUGCAUGUGCACUGCUAUCGAUGUGAUAGCCCAGAAACUGCACAGAUUAUGCAUGCCAAUAUUCAGCUCCUGAUAUCUCGCCCAGAAAUCCAACGCUCAAUAAUGGAUCUUGAGCAACGUUUAUUCCUCGCUGGACUACUUGUACCACGGUCAAAAAUGCAGACCCGAUCAGCGUCUCAUACAAGGAACGGUAUGACACGAGCCGUGUCCGAUGACUUCAUGCAUCCAUUCAUACGUGAUAGUCAUACGAGGAUUUUCCCCGGUGAAAACUCGUCCUCCAAACCUAAGUCAGUCGACAGAAAUCGGCAGAAUAUGCCGAAACGAGUUGUCGACGAACUGAAGACGAAGCUCAGCAACAGCGAAAUACGAGUAAUGCGGAACUCGUUCCAGUCGAUAGAUCUCCGUGACAGUCCGCCGUCGGCUUUUACAAAUAAACGUACUAAUCCGCCAUUUCGAAUGUUUGGCGACACGAUGUUGAGAGGAGAAAAGUCGAGGAGUUUGGAAAACUUAGGAAAUAUUGUCUCUAAAGACCUCCGUGGAGGAGAUAAUCCACCUAACUAUCGUUUUUCUCGGAUAGACUCGUCACGACCAUUCGGUCAAACCGGAGAUUUAGAAAAGUCGGAUGGAUUGUGGAAACCGAAUGUACGACGGAUGUCCAGUAUUCGUAUGAAUUUAUGAUGAGCUCAUUUCGAAUUAAUGUGAUGCGUGUGCAUAAUAACUUCGUGAUUCAAAAAAGCUUUGUUUAUACGCAGAUAAAAAAUA
Messenger RNA from Cylicocyclus nassatus, 1141 nucleotides. Lineage: Eukaryota; Metazoa; Nematoda; Chromadorea; Rhabditida; Strongylidae. The record is from the annotation of a GenBank genome assembly.